This is a messenger RNA of Loxodonta africana (African savanna elephant), 3834 nucleotides long. RefSeq names its product X-linked Kx blood group antigen, Kell and VPS13A binding protein (gene XK). Gene Ontology annotation, cellular component: membrane. Bases 43 to 1377 code for a protein of 444 amino acids. The transcript has 3 exons. The record is from RefSeq and is a predicted model, not a curated record. NCBI's taxonomy places the organism in Eukaryota, Metazoa, Chordata, Mammalia, Proboscidea, Elephantidae.
GCCGCUGCGUCCGCCGCUGGUGCGCGCCGCUGACGAGCGGAGAUGAAAUUCCCGGGCUCGGUACUGGCGUCUGUGUUCCUGUUCGUGGCCGAGACGACGGUGGCACUGUACCUGAGCAGCACUUACCGCUCGGCCGGGGACCGCAUGUGGCAGGCGCUGACGCUGCUUUUCUCGCUGCUGCCCUGUGCGCUCGUGCAGCUCACGCUCCUCUUCGUGCACCGCGACCUCAGCCGCGACAGGCCGCUCGUGCUGCUGCUGCACCUGCUGCAACUCGGGCCCCUCUUCAGGUGUUUUGAAGUGUUCUGCAUCUACUGUCAGUCAGGCCACGUCGAAGAGCCUUAUGUCAGCAUCACUAAGAAGCGGCAGAUGCCCAAAAAUGGCUUCUCGGAAGAGAUUGAGAAGGAGGUGGGCCAAGCAGAGGGCAAGCUAUUCACCCACCGAUCUGCAUUUAGCCGGGCAUCUGUGAUCCAGGCUUUCCUCGGCUCAGCCCCCCAGCUGACUCUGCAGCUGUAUAUAAGCGUUGUGCAGCAGGAUGUCACUGUCGGAAGAAGCCUCUUCAUGACUCUGUCCCUGUUGUCCAUUGUGUAUGGAGCCUUGCGCUGUAACAUCCUAGCCAUCAAGAUCAAGUAUGAUGAAUACGAGGUCAAAGUGAAGCCUCUCGCCUACGUCUGCAUCUUCCUCUGGAGGAGCUUUGAGAUUGCCACUCGAGUUGUGGUCCUGGUACUCUUUACCUCUGUUCUGAAGACCUGGGUGGUGGCCGAUGUAUUUGUCAACUUCUUGAGCUUCUUCUUGUACCCCUGGAUCCUCUUCUGGUGCAGUGGCUCCCCGUUCCCUGAGAACAUCGAGAAAGCACUUAGUCGGGUGGGCACCACCAUUGUGCUAUGCUUCCUUACCUUGCUGUAUGCUGGCAUCAACAUGUUCUGCUGGUCGGCUGUGCAGCUGAAAAUCAACAGCCCAGACCUCAUUAGCAAGUCCCAGAACUGGUACCGGCUGCUGGUGUACUACAUGUUGCGAUUCAUUGAGAAUGCCUUCCUCCUCCUCAUGUGGUACCUUCACAAGACCGACAUCUACAUGUAUGUGUGUGCACCUCUCUUGAUUCUGCAGCUGCUCAUUGGGUACUGUACAGCCAUUCUCUUCAUGCUUGUGUUCUAUCAGUUCUUCCACCCUUGCAAAAAGCUCUUUUCCACCAGUGUUUCUGAAGGCUUUCGGGCAUGGUUUAAGUGUGUCUUCUGUGCCUGCAGGCAUCAGAGAUCCUGCCAGUUAGCAGGAAAGACAGACCAAAGGUCAUCCGAAGACAGAGAUGAGACACCUUCUAGCAGUAAAAUCAGUUCUGUGCCCAGCCAGAUCUUGAACACCGACGAGUUCUGCUCUGUUUAACAGGACCUGGGGUCUCCUGGGAUACAGGCGUCUUGUUUUCUGGCUUGAUCCCUGUUCUUCAUAGAAGCAGUGAGCUCUGCAUAGAUAACAAAGCAGGAAGCUAGUUCUUAACUCUCGUGGGCCUGUGGGCUUCUCUCCUUUAUAGAGCUCUUGGGUGCGUGGAAACCACAAAGAGAAGCCAAGAAAACCUCUGUAUGUUGGAGGAAGCUGGCCAAAGCACCACAAUUCACAAGUGACCAUGUUUUUCCAGGCAUUACUGGCCUUUUCACUGACAAGGUACCAUAGACUGUUGUCACACUGCAGAACAUUAACCCAUGAAAUCGGAAUUGGACUGGUUCGAUCCAUCAGGUCGGAUGAGGAGAGGCGCUUUCUUGUUUUCAAGUCUUCUGGACUGCAGACCUGCGUAGCCUGAUGAUUUAUUAUCCUGAGCAUAGUUUUUGCCCAAGAGCUCUCCUGCUGAUCAGAGAAGGUUACUGGGGUUUUGCCAUCAGCAACAUCAUUUCUGUUGGAGUUUAACAGGAGGGCUGUUCAAGUUUUUAUUUAUUUAUUUUUUAAUGGACAGAUGCCCCAUUUUCAUUUAAUCAGGCCCUUUUGUAUAUAAACAGCUAUAACCACCUUGGCAUGCCAUCUCUGAGUUCCAGUUGAUUAAAGAGCCUAGAUUUGGAGAUUUUAUUCCCAAGGAUCCAUCAAUGCAAAACUGAAUUCUAAAUUUGGUUAUGAAAGUGGUGGGAUUUUAGGCAAGUUAUAUUCCUUAGAUAUGCUGAAGAAAUUCUAGAUCAGGAGUGUCUUAGUCAUCUAGUGCUGCUAUAACAGAAAUACCACAAGUGGAUGGCUUUAACAAAGAGUUUAUAUCCUCGCAGUAAAAAAACAAAACAAAACAAAACAUUGCCGUCAAGUCCAUUCCGAUUCAUAGCAACCCUAUAAGGGCUAAAAGUCCAAAUUCAGGGUGUCGGCUCCAGGGGAAGGCUUUCUCUCUCUGUCAGCCUUCUCAUCAAUCUUCCCCCAGACUAGGAGCUUCUCUGCGCAGGACCCUGAGUCCAAAGGAUGCGUUCUGCUCCUGGUGCUGCUUUCUUGGUGGUAGGAGGUCCCCCUUCUCUGUUUGCUUCCCUUCCCUUUUUAUCACUUGAGCAUUAAAAGGUGGUGCAGACCACACCCCAGGGAAACUCCCUUUACAUUGGAUCAAGAAUAUGACCCAGGUAAGGGUGGUGUUACGAUCCCACCCUAACCCUCUUUAACAUAAAAUUACAAUCACAGAAUUGAGGACAACCACACAAUACUGGAAAUCAUGGCCUAACCAAGUUGACACAUAUUUGGGCGGCGGCGGCGGGGGGGGGGGGCAUGAUUCAAUCCAUGACGAGGAGGGUUGUUAAAACAUCAUAAUUAUGGAAACUUCUCAAAGAGUUCUUACCAUCUCAGGAUGGUUGAAGAUAUGAAUCUCCUAGAAGGUAGAUUUAAACCUUCUCAAGGUUUCAAGGUUCAAGCCUGUCCUACAAUUCUGGGAAAUUUCUGGUAGAAUUUUCUAGGAUUUGUCUUCUUAAAAAAGAAAAGAAAAGAAAGCUCACAGUCUUCACUGCCCCCUUCCUUGCCUGCCAGGAAUGUUUUAGAAAAGUUACCUUGUUUAACUUAAAAAUUUCUAGAAAACCCCACAGAAAUCUCUCACCUAGUGCACAUACAUAGGGCAUUUUGAUUUUCAUUAUUUGAGAGAUUGACUUCAGAAACGUUUAAAUUAUAAAAAGAGAUGAAAUGAUCAGAAGAUUUUUGUCUUUCAUUGAAUGCAUUUUCAUUUGACAUAACAGUGAAUUCAUUUGGACAAGAUCUCCAAUUUUAUUCUCUUACACCCUCAUAUCCUCUAUAAUUUCUCCUUCAAUCUGGUACUUUAUUUGUUUCACAAAAAGGGAUUUGUACGAUAUCCUCAAUUGUUUUGGAAAAAUGCCUGGAUGUAGGGCCAUCAUUUCUACCAUUAAAACGGUGACAGUGAAAUGCCUAGAAACAGGUUAAGAUCAUACUGAUUUAGGAUAAGGAUUAGAGGAAAAUCUGAGCACCUACUUAUGGACUCUAUUUUUACCAGGAUGAAUAGGGAUCCACUUCUCUGACUCUAUUAAAGUACAAAACAUUUAUCUGGCCAUCUCACUUCUGCUAAUUCUUAAAAAAUUCCUGUUGGUGUUGAAUUUAUAAGUAAUUUCAUACACAACCAAAACAAAACACAAUUUGACGAUCAAUUCCCAGUACAUUCAGAGAUCAAUGAAACAGUAACUAUUCUUUAACAGGGCAUACAUAUUGCGUAAUAUUUUUAUACAAUCCCAUAAAAAUAUAUCUGUAACCUCCUAAACCGCAGAGCCUCCAUUUUAUUUUUAUGAGUUAUUUUUUUUCUCCUUUGAAAUUCUCUUGGUUUAAUCGAUAUUUGUGGUUUAAUUUUAUGGGGACAUCUAGGCAGCAGAUAAUUUUUUUUUAAUUUUU